This is a messenger RNA of Daldinia caldariorum, 1337 nucleotides long. RefSeq lists its product as uncharacterized. Lineage: Eukaryota; Fungi; Ascomycota; Sordariomycetes; Xylariales; Hypoxylaceae. The record is from RefSeq and is a predicted model, not a curated record. Bases 91 to 1305 code for a protein of 404 amino acids. Gene Ontology annotation, cellular component: membrane. The transcript has 2 exons.
GUUACCAAUAUCACCUCCAGCAUAUUCCAACACUAGAAGGAAUUUCAAAUAGACGGGAACGUGUGUGUGCCUGUGCGACUGCGAACAAUCAUGUCGCUGACUAGAACUGAGAGGGUCAUCUCGUCUACCCUACGGCGAGGUCUCACCCACCCGACAUCUCGAGCUUUGCUUGCUCCGACUUUGGCCCUAGGUGCUUUGAGAACCUUUCACAAUACAACCAAAUAUCUAGCUCCUUCGCAACACGGUUUAACAGGUCUCGGUACCAUCCCGCCCUCUUAUUUCCAACGCCCCUCCCUCCCCGCCAACACUGUUAUUCGUUUCGUACCCCAGCAGACAGCAUGGAUCGUCGAGCGCAUGGGAAAGUUUAACCGCAUUCUCGAGCCCGGUCUCGCUAUUCUCGUCCCGUUCCUCGACCGAAUCGCCUAUGUCAAGAGCCUGAAGGAAGUAGCUAUCGAAAUACCCAGCCAGAGUGCCAUCACAGCCGACAAUGUGACUUUGGAGCUUGAUGGUGUACUGUAUACCCGAGUUUUCGACGCUUAUAAGGCCAGUUACGGCGUAGAAGAUGCCGAAUACGCAAUUUCGCAGCUCGCCCAGACGACCAUGCGCAGCGAAAUCGGCCAGCUAACCCUCGACCACGUCCUCAAGGAGCGCGCCGCCCUCAACAUCAACAUCACCGCAGCCAUCAACGAGGCGGCGCAAGCCUGGGGCGUCACUUGUCUGCGUUACGAGAUUAGGGACAUCCACGCCCCGGAUGCCGUCGUCGAGGCCAUGCACAGGCAGGUCACAGCCGAGCGAUCCAAGCGCGCCGAAAUCCUAGAGUCCGAGGGCCAGCGCCAGAGCGCUAUAAAUAUCGCAGAGGGUAAGAAGCAGAGCGUUAUUCUGGCCUCCGAAGCCCUUCGCGCCGAGCAGAUCAACCGCGCCUCCGGUGAGGCCGAGGCUAUCCUCAUGAAGGCCAAAGCAACCGCGGCUGGAAUCGAUGCCGUCGCCCGCAGCAUCAGCAGCGGAGGCUCUUCCGCCCAGGGCGCUGUCAGCUUGAAUGUUGCCGAGAAAUAUGUCGAUGCCUUCGCCAAGCUAGCGCGCGAGAGCACCGCUGUCGUCGUACCGGGCAAUGUGGGCGACAUCGGUGGUAUGAUUGCUACAGGUCUAAGUGUCUACGGCAAGGUAGGCGAGGCCCAGAGCCGCACCAUGGCCAAGCAGCUGCUAGAGAAGGGCGAGAAAGCCUCGGAGGAAGCAGCAGGACCUAAAACCAGCAAGAGCGUCGUCGACUCGAUGGUGCGCGAAUUCGAUAACACCGCCAAGAGGUAGUAAGAGAGAGAGAGGGAAAAAAAGGCGCAGCU